Rhododendron vialii is the source of this 2843-nucleotide messenger RNA. RefSeq names its product putative pumilio homolog 7, chloroplastic. Gene Ontology annotation, biological process: post-transcriptional regulation of gene expression. Gene Ontology annotation, cellular component: cytoplasm. Gene Ontology annotation, molecular function: mRNA binding. Lineage: Eukaryota; Viridiplantae; Streptophyta; Magnoliopsida; Ericales; Ericaceae. The transcript has 5 exons. The coding region runs from base 473 to 2542 and encodes 689 amino acids. The record is from RefSeq and is a predicted model, not a curated record.
UGUGUCAUUUCUCUCAGAGUACGCGAAAAGCCUUGCCAAUUCCUCUCUCCUCCUUUUCCCUGCAAGUUUUGCACAUUUGCGACUUGCUCUUCAUUCCAAUGGCGUGAGCCCUGAACCCAGUGACAGCCCCGUAAUGUUCGUUCCCACUCGAAACAAACAAACAGGCCAUAUCACAAAACCCUUUUCUUUCUCUUUCUCUCUCUCGCUCGCUCGCUCCAUCAUCUUCCUCCCCAAAAAUCCCAAAACAAAUUCACCUAAACCAGACUUAAAACGUACCCAGUGAUGUUUUCCACUACCUUAUUGUAUCAUGUGUUCGGGUUGUAGUACUCUUUAGCAUCUCUAGGCAGAUAUCUGAUUUGGGUUUUGGUUUUCUUUUUGGAUUGCCUUUUCAUUUUUCUCUGUAUCUCUCUCUGCCCGCAUAACUGUUUGUUCAUAUAUAGAUAUUUCUAUCUAUAUAUCUGUAUUUCUUUUGAUGUUUAAUAGAAGAAAAUCUGAUAAGGAAAAGAGGGUUUUAGGAAACACGAGGGGUGAUGGAGAAGUUGAAAUGUUGUGGAACGAGAAUAUGUAUCAAAGACCCAAUGGGUUCUCUUUUUCACCUAGUUCAAGUUCUUUCUCUAAUGGGUCCUCUUUUUCGGAGGAGGGUUUUUCACAUUCUAUAGCUCCAGUGGACCAGAAUAUGUAUCAAAAAUCCAGUACCCAUUACUUGAAUUCUCUUGCUCCGAAGAACUCCAAUGGGUACCUGUCGGAUGAACUUGGUCUGUGUGAAAAUCUCGGUAGAAUGAGUAUUGGGGUUGGAAAUACCGACUAUUCGAAGGUUGGGCGAUUCGGGUUAGACCAGGAUGGAUUUGGGUUUGGGUUCGAUAGUCAUUCUUUGGGUGGGAGAAGUAAUGAGACGUUUGAUGGGGUUACCACCGAUUUUCUUGACCACAAGGGGUUUCAGUCACGAAUUCCUGGGAAUUCUGUGAGGUAUAGUGAUGAUAGGAGGGAGAACGUACUUGGGUUGAUGAAUGGGUAUAAUGGUGGUGAUUUAGUUGGGUCUCAUUUGGCUCACAAUCAAUCCAGUGGUUUGUAUACUGAACCCAGUUGCUACAGAGAAGGACUAGAUUAUCAGGGUAGAGGCUUUUAUAAUGGGGGACUUCAGUCACAUAACCCACCUAUGCAGAUGCCUUGUUUGAAUGAUGAAUUGUGUUUCCCACAGCAAAGUGUUACAAAUUUUAUUGGAGAUAGGAAUCUCUUGAAUCCGGUAAAUUCCUCUCAAUUGAUGUAUUCUAACGUGGGCUUUAGUAAGGGAAAUUCAGUGUGUAGUGGUUCAUUGUUAAAUGGCAGAAAUCCUUCAUCUAUUUCAUCAAUGACGGAUUCAAGGGAUGUCAAAGCUUUCAGAUGUGAGGAUGCCUUCAUUAUACAAGGGAAGGGUGUGAAAUAUGCUGUUGACAAGAGAUAUGAUGGUUCAAAAGGUAAAAAGAAGAAGUCUAGCAAGGAAAUUGCAAGGCCAAAUGCGGGUGAGAAACGAAAAGACCUUCGCAGUGAGAUUAUCCAGAGCCAUGAUAGUCCAUUGCUUUUGCAACCAGCAUGCAGUCCACUGGCUCAGGUCCAGGGCUAUAUAUAUCUCAUGGCAAAGAAUCAGUCUGGAUGUCGGUUUUUACAAAAGAUAUUCAAUGAGGGGACCUCUCAAGAUGUUGAGAUAAUAUUUAAUGAAAUCGUCAAUCAUGUUGUUGAGAUUGCAAUGAAUUCGUUUGGAAAUUACCUAAUGCAGAAGUUAUUGGAAGUGUGUAGUGAAGAACAGAGAAUGAAGAUUGUGCUAACUGUCACUGAAGAUCCUAGAGACAUAAUCAGAAUUUCUUUGAACACACACGGCACGCGUGUGGUGCAGAAGUUGAUUGAGACCCUCAAAACCAGGCAGCAGAUUUCACGUGUCACAUUAACUCUCGAACCAGGUUUUCUUGAUCUUAUUAAGGACUUGAAUGGAAAUCAUGUCAUACAGCGUUGUUUGCAAUGCCUUGGCAAGGAAGAUAACGGGUUUAUAUUUGAUGCUGCUGCCAAGUUCUGUGUUGAAAUUGCAACUCAUCAGCAUGGAUGUUGCGUUAUGAAUCAAUGCAUUACUCAGUCAGUUGGGAAAUAUCGAGAAAAGUUGGUUGCAGAAAUUGCUGCUAAUGGGCUUUACCUUGCUCAACAUCCUUUUGGAAAUUAUGUUGUGCAGUAUGUUAUAGAGCUUAAGAUCCCUUCAGCAGCUGCGACCUUGAUUUCUCAGUUUGAAGGCCACUAUGUGUACCUGUCAAUGCAAAAAUUCGGCAGUCAUGUGGUUGAAAAAUUCCUAAAAAGUUGUGAAGGGAGCCGUCCAAAAAUCAUCAUCGAAUUGCUUUCAGUGCCUCACUUUGAACAGUUGCUUCAAGACCCUUUUGCCAACUAUGUCAUCAAAUCUGCCCUUGAAGUUAGCAAGGGCACUCUCCAUGCUGCUCUAGUUGAAGCAGUUCGGCCUCACACUAUACUACGGGCCAGUCCAUAUUGCAAGAAGAUUUUCUCGCGCAACCUCUUGAAGAAGUGAUUUUCUCAUUUUGCCAGUUGUGAGAAGUGUUGUUGUUCACCAAAAGAGUACUACUAUGUUCACUAAUGAUAUCUAACCUUAUCUAUUUUAGGUCCCCCAGUAUGUAGAUAAUCACGAUGUUGGAAAUUUUGUGCUUAUAUACCUAGUUGAGUGAAAGGAAAGCAAGUUUUGCAACAAUCUACUUUAGCUUGUGGAUAUGAGUUGUAAUAUUCUGUUGUCGUGUUGGAACAAGUACUCUGGAUAUGGUGAGGCUUUUGUUUCAGUUUCUGUAAAUGUGAUGGCUGGAUAUCUUUGUAGAUCA